CGAUCGUCUGGACGAAUGCUCCGCCUUCUCGCUCUCGCGUGCCUCUCCUCGCUCGCGGCCGCGCUGACGCCCGCAUCGGCGCCGAGGGCGCCGAUCAGCCGCUCCCCACGCACGGCCGCGCCCGUGGCGCAGCAGUGGGCCACCGACCAGGGCUACCAGCAGCAGGGCUACCCGCAGCAGCAGGGCGGCUACCCGGACCAGCAGGGGUACCAGGAGCAAGGGUACCAGCAGCAGGGCCAGGGCUACGCGGCAGCUCCCGCCCCCUUCGACAACCAGCCGCAGGGCCUGCCCUUUGGCUGGGUGUCUGGCGUGGACGAGGCGAGCGGCAUGACGUACUACUACAACGAGCAGACGGGACAGUCGCAGUGGGAGCCUCCUCCGGGGGCGGCGGCGGGGGCGGGGGCGGCGGGCUACGGCGGCGGCCAGUUCGCCGCGGCGGGCACCUGGCAGGUGUGCAACGCCGCGGGCACCUGCUUUGUCGUCCGGCCGGGCGAGGACCACAUCAUCGGCCGCAACGACCUCCCUGUGCCGAAGAACACGAUCUCGCGCUCGCAGUGCCAGAUCCAGGUCUCGGCCGACGGCACCGCAAAGGUGAUGUCGUGUGGCAAGCCGGAGACGGGCUACGCGUCGGGCGGCCGGCCGUGGGAGUUUCUGCGCUGCUACGAGUCGCGGCAGCUGCAGAACGGCGACCUGAUCAGCCUCGACAAGAACGACUUGGAGAGCGCGAUGUUCACGUGCUACGUCUCUUAGCCGCCAACUGGCGGCGCCCGGCGCACGCGGGGCGUGCGCUGGGGCAACAUGAAAGGCUUGCUGCUGUGUCGGGGUGGUAGAGGGGGAGGCUCGUGACAGAAGCCGCUCUCCUCUGCCGCGUGAAGUGGAGUUGUGUCGCUAUCGGGCGCUGCGUGGUGUCGUCGUCGUUUGGAGUUGCCGGCGUCGGGGCGCCGCGCACGCAUGAACUGCUGGCCAUGUCGAGACGUUCUUGGGGGGGUGUCUUGUCGUAUAGAGAGUAGCGCGCAGCGGCACCACCGCGCGCGGCGCGGGCGCCGGGAGCGCGGGGGGCGGUGUGGCCGCGCGCGCGCCCGGUUCUCCGGUGUCGCGGUGUGGUCUCUGGUCGGCGGAGAGCGCGUCAAUGUGGUUGUCGGUGUUUCGGCCUUCCUACAGUUUCCCCCGUGACACCUCUCUACUGUGAGAUGGGUAAAAA
Messenger RNA from Emiliania huxleyi CCMP1516, 1201 nucleotides. RefSeq lists its product as hypothetical. NCBI's taxonomy places the organism in Eukaryota, Haptophyta, Isochrysidales, Noelaerhabdaceae. The transcript has 5 exons. The annotation marks the transcript as partial. The record is from RefSeq and is a predicted model, not a curated record.